Messenger RNA from Oryza brachyantha (malo sina), 962 nucleotides. Its product is annotated as growth-regulating factor 2-like. Gene Ontology annotation, biological process: regulation of DNA-templated transcription; DNA-templated transcription; developmental process. Lineage: Eukaryota; Viridiplantae; Streptophyta; Magnoliopsida; Poales; Poaceae. Gene Ontology annotation, cellular component: nucleus. Gene Ontology annotation, molecular function: ATP binding. The coding region runs from base 90 to 962 and encodes 290 amino acids. The record is from RefSeq and is a predicted model, not a curated record. The transcript has 2 exons.
GAGUGAGCGACAACUUGUUCUUGCGCUCGAUCGUGUCGUGAGUGACAGCUUAAUCUUCGUGCUUGUGUUUGAGACGACGGUCGACGGAGAUGAUGAUGGCCGGACGGCACGGCGGCGGGUCAGGGAGGUGCCUGUUCACGGCGACGCAGUGGCAGGAGCUGGAGCACCAGGCGCUCAUCUACAAGUACAUGGCCGCCGGCGCGCCGGUGCCACCCGACCUCCUCCUCCACCUCCGCCACCACCGCGACGUCGACACCGCCCCAUCCCUCGCCUUCCCGCCCCACCACCCCUCCCUGGGGUGGGGAUGCUACGGGGCGGCGGCGGCGCAGUACGGGCGGCGGGUGGAGGACCCGGAGCCGGGGCGGUGCCGGCGGACGGACGGCAAGAAGUGGCGGUGCUCCAGGGAGGCGUACGGCGACUCCAAGUACUGCGAGAAGCACAUGCACCGCGGCAAGAACCGUUCAAGAAAGCCUGUGGAAAUGGCGCCCUCCGCCGCCGCCGCCGCGGGCGUCUACCGCCCGUCCGCGCUCUCCAUCUCGCCGCCGGCGCCCGACGCGCCAAGCUACGGCGGCGGCUGCGGCGGCGGCCACUACCAUCUCCGUCUUCCCGACGCCGCCUCCGCUCGCGCGCCGGCCGAUCACGCCGGCGCUCCCCUCCAGCUCCACCUCGACUCCUUCCACGCGUCCACGUCGCCGCCGCCGUCCUACCACAGGUACCAGCACAGCACCCCUCUCUUCCCGACGUCCGUCUACGGCGGCAGCGGCGGCGGCAAAUGGUCGCCGUCCAAGGAGCACUGCCUCACCCUCGGCGGUGCCGCCGACCACGAAGCAACGUCGGCGACCACCACGACGGAGAAACCCCUGCGUCGAUUCUUCGACGACGGGAGGCCGCCGUGGGACGGGACGCAGCUCUCCAUCUCCAUCCCCACCGCCGCCGCCGCCCGCUACAGCAACGGUACGUGA